This is a messenger RNA of Phyllopteryx taeniolatus (common seadragon), 9772 nucleotides long. RefSeq names its product GRAM domain containing 1Bb (gene gramd1bb). The record is from RefSeq and is a predicted model, not a curated record. Lineage: Eukaryota; Metazoa; Chordata; Actinopteri; Syngnathiformes; Syngnathidae. Gene Ontology annotation, molecular function: sterol binding; sterol transfer activity. Gene Ontology annotation, biological process: intracellular sterol transport. The transcript has 16 exons. Gene Ontology annotation, cellular component: endoplasmic reticulum membrane; plasma membrane; endoplasmic reticulum-plasma membrane contact site. The coding region runs from base 3683 to 5902 and encodes 739 amino acids.
GCCCGCGACCCUAGUGAGGAGAAGCGGCUCAGAAAAUGGAUGGAUGGAUGGAUGGAUGCCUCCAAAAAUGUCAUGAACAUGGUUAGGGCGACGGCGAGGAACGCAAGGCAAGAAGAUGGUGGACCCAAUUGCAGGGAAGCAGGGAGGCAAGGCAGGAGUGCGGGAAUCUCAAAAUAAUAAUAUUUAAUCACAAUGAUAAAACAACUGGCGACUAUGACAAAAACAACUGGCGACUAUGACAUGGCAAGACAUGUGACAACGACAAUGAACCGACAAGGACUGAAAGAAACCAGGGAACUAAAUACAAACAAAUUGACGAGACAACGAGGAACACCUGGACAAGACACGAGUGGCUGGAGAGAGCUGAUUGGUCGACACAAAGUAGACGAGAACAGGUGGACACAACAACCUAAUGAGCACACGACAAACAUGGAACACAGGAAAACAUGGAACAAAACUAAACACAACCCAAACCAAAACACAGACCAUGACAAAAAACUGCAAAGCCUUAGCAGUCAAAUGCUGAUGGCUUCAGUCUGACUGAUACCUGAACCGAAAAAGUGUCUUGUGACUUUUGGGAUGUGCUGUAAAAAUUGAAACGAGCAGCCGUUGUCCUGUUACUCUGAAUUGCCUUUACUUCUAAAAGUAAAGUCAUAUUUAGAGGCUCAAUAUUGUAAAUUACAUAAGCUCCUCUUGCUUGAAUAAUAGUUUGUUUUACCUUUUGUGUAAAAGACUACUGGCUGGGCUUGGAACUGCAUGCCACAUACGCAUGUGAAAAGAGUCCAGUAAAUCUUUUAUUGGAUUUGGUUUUCUCAUGAGAUUUUAGGGAUGUUAUCGGAAUAUCACAAUUCAAUGAAUGCAACAACAGGGCUUGUUUCCUUGAUUUAAAUCAGUGUUGUGCACCGUGUAUGUACAUCCACCUCAUGUCAAUAGUGACCCCCAACAGCACUGAAGCCAUUUAUUUUUAAUCCUUUAAUAAUUGUCCUUGUGUAUGUUUUGACAAUCUAAAAGGCUGGAUUCAUCUGCACAAGCUUUAUAUGAAUCCUUUCUGAGCAGCUCUCCCCUCAGGCUGCACAAACAAGACGGAAUAUAUUGACAAAAAGGGUGGGGAGUGCAUGUGGUUGUUAUUCAAAACAGCAGAAGAGCUGUUGAGCCUGCCAAAGAGAGAUGCAGUGUGCAUAGCGGUUUUCCCCAUUCUUCGUCAGUAUCGAUACAGACACCCACCCACAUUGCUGGCGUCCUUGCGUUAUCAUAAAAUGGAGGCCAGUCAAAUAUUAAUGAAAAGCCGCUGUCGAAAAAAAGGAUGAGCUUAUCGGGUCCCCACCCCCACCCUUAAAAUGACUCAAACCCCACCUUGGUUUACAGUACCAGCCUCCUCCAUCCCUGCCUGUUUGUGCAAGGUGUUAAUAGUUAACCAGAUCCAUAAAUACUGUCUCCCGCUGACUACCUAGUCCUAGACACUGCAUCGAUGGAACGUUCUUCACUUGAUUUAUUGGAGGACAAUGCAUUGAAUGAGCUUUGAAUAAAGGGCCACUCAGAGCUGUGGCGCCGCAAGUCAUCACCAAGGAAAACUUAUCCUGUCGGCACGAGUUCAACUUAAAUUUUCAACCACAUGAUAGAAAGGCAUUCUAAUUGAGAGACGGUUUUUUUUAUGUGUAUAAGCAGCACUUUUCCAUCAUUUUUUGCUAAUACGAUUUCAGUCCUCAAAGAGUUUUUUAAAGGUUAUAUUGGGCAGCAGCAGGAAGUCACAGUUAAAGUCUUUGGAAUGAAGGUGUAGACUCACACUGCCGUGGUCUCCAUCAGAAUGCUUGCCUUCUAGAUUCUUGGGAAUAUUUUUAGUCAAGUGUUGCAGGAAGUUAUGCAUACUAAUUGUAUUUGUAGUGCCGUCAAAAUAGAACCUGCAAGCUCUGCAUCGUUCUGGCCCGCUGAGCUGUAACAUAAGGGGAUCAUGUAUUGUGUCGACAUGAGUGGCCUCGAUACUAAAGCCAGAGUGAGCAAGGAGGAGACUCCCUAAAGCUUACAAUACAUUGCUAGUUUUUUCAUGAGCUGUUUGAUUGGCGCAGUAACCUUAUCUGGCUUUUGACACAAUCAACUCAAAUAUAAAAAAAAAAUAAUAAUUAAAUGUAUUGGUAAACAUGGAUUGUGUGCAUCAAUCACUGUUCAUAAAAAAAUGUUAAUGAGCCUAACUUUGCCAAAUGGCUAAUUUUCAUCAGCAGUCCCUGUGCCAAAUGGUGAUACCCAACCAGAAACUGAGAAAUAAACUGCAGCUAUGAGCAUAUAACAACAUGAUAGUUAAAUCAAACUUACAUCACAGUUAGAUAAAUCCGUUCUUGAUUUCUUGUAAUUUCAUCCCUAAGUAUAGAAUUGUUAUUAAUGGUGAAAAUAUUGGUUCUCUGCAAGCCAAUUCUUAGCAUUGUGUAUAAAAUCCAAACAAACUGAUUCCAAAACUUUCUAUACACCCACUGAUAUCAAUCCCAUGUCAUCGCUUUUGUCCAAGUUGUCCACUCAAUUGGCUGCACAAUUAAGUAAGAUUAUUAACAGUCUAUAAAAAUAAGUUAGCCUCUGGUAACAGUUAAAAAAAAUUAUAGUACUCUUAACUUUAAUGAUGAAUAAUAAAGGAAUAAUGUGAAGGUGAGUUGUGGCAAAAUGUUAAAACUGUCAAUUUACAGAAGUGACAAUACUAUUCAUAGUAUGGUGACACUGUCGUCUUGCUGCUUUGAAUGUGGGACCGCUUUCUUCACGUAACUUCCGGUAUUGCUUAGCUGACGUCUUGCGCAACAAGCUGAUGUUCCGCAAUGUCGUGCGUGACAGCAGUUAGGACUCUAAAAUCAUUUUUGAGGCAUAUUUUGGUCUAAUUCCUUAAUGUAAAACCUCAACUUUAGACGUUCCACUGUACUGUGACAUAUUAAUAUUAUAGAACAUAAUUGUUUGUCUUAUUAGCACAUCGGCUUGACAACAACAUAUCUCAACAUUCGUGCGUUGUUGAAGGGAAUUGCAAUUUCACGAUUUGUCAUAUGUUACAUUGGCGGUGUUGUUCUGCAGCCCAGUUCUGACCGCGUCAUGAUGGAUGGUGUUGUUUUGCAGUCGGAGGUAACUGGAGGUUACGCUCACAUCUGUUCUCGGUAACUCAAUCACUUGGCCAGACUCAACAGUCCCUGCAACAGAGUUAAAACUUCACGUUUUCUCUAAACAUCCUCAGCUAUGUCCACCAUACCCCACGCCCCACCCUGCCACUUCACCAUUCUUUCACUUCUUGACGUGUUUCGUUGUGUGGGUCAUAAACAGACUCAUUACAACGCUCUCAGACACCACACACAACUCGCACACUUCCUUGGAAUAAGAGAGAGGAGUGGUGUUGGUGGGGAGGUGGGUGCUUCUGCCGUGAUAAUAAAGGACUUGUUGCUCGGGGUUACUCGAGGGCAACGGCCGUAACUCCUCUCCCCGUGUGUGUGUGUGUGUGUGUGUGUGUGUGUGUGUAAAAGGAAGAGAGAGAGAGAGACACACAAGGCUCAUGUGGCUGAAGUGUGCCUGUGUGUCCACUGCUCAACAUUGACAGGGAGCAGCAACCCAAAAGAACAGAAGAGGGCGGCCACUCAUCAGCAACUCUUUACUUUUACUAUUCACUGACAAGCCCUUCAACAUCAGUGGCAGGGGGUUGCAGGCAGGAAAUUCGCUACUAUCCAUGGGGCACAAAGGAUCGAACAUGGAACUGGAUGAGGAAUGUUUGAUGUCAGAUUGGGAGGCUGUGCUGGAGCUGGAUGAGGCCCUGGCGGGGUGGCUUCUGCAGGGUCCAGCAAGAGGGGAGUGGGGUUGGGAAUGGGGCUGGGCUGCCUCAGACCUCCAGGAACCUGAUUGGAACUCUGAGGAGAUCCCAGCAGUGCUGAGCCCCACGUACAAGCAGCGCAAUGAGGACUUCAGGAAACUCUUCAAACAGCUACCUGACACAGAGAGACUCAUUGUGGACUAUUCCUGUGCUCUGCAACGGGACAUCCUCCUACAGGGAAGACUCUACCUCUCCGAGAACUGGAUCUGUUUCUAUAGCAACAUCUUCCGUUGGGAAACACUGCUGACAGUGCGGCUAAAGGACAUUUGCUCAAUGACGAAAGAGAAGACUGCCCGCCUCAUUCCCAACGCCAUCCAGGUCUGCACUGACAAUGAGAAGCACUUUUUCACCUCUUUUGGAGCCAGAGACAGGACAUACAUGAUGAUGUUCAGACUUUGGCAGAAUGCGCUGCUUGACAAGCCGCUGUGUCCCAAAGAGCUGUGGCACUUUGUCCAUCAGUGCUACGGCAACGAGCUCGGCCUGACCAGUGAUGAUGAGGACUACGUUCCCCCUGAUGACGACUUCAACACCAUGGGGUUCAGCGAAGAGAUUCCGAAUGAGGAAAAUGAGAUGAACAAUGACAACUUGUCUAAAAGCAGUGCAGAAGCCAAGCCUGAGGGGAGUCCACCUCUUCUUCAUAAGAAGUUCGUCCCAAACAGCACCAUCGACCGCACGAGCAACCAUGACACACCCAUCACAAUUGCCAAUAAAGGACCCUUGUGUGUUGUUGUUGUUGUCCCCCCCCCACUCCAACAGUUUGACCUCCCAACAGAAGAUUUCACAGACUGCCAACCAGAUGGCGAGCUGCUAGCAGUGCCUCUGUUGGUGGAAGAGAAGAACAACGAAACCAGUGGAACUAGCGGCCCUGUCCCUUCGCCCUCCCUCGACUUCAACGACAACGAGGAUAUCCCCACAGAGCUCAGCGACUCUUCUGAGACACACGAUGAGGGUGAGGUUCAGGCCUUCCACGAGGAUCUGAACGGGAGGCAGCACAUCAAUGAGAUUUACAAGUUUAGCGUGGACAAGCUGUAUGACAUCCUCUUCACAGAGUCGCAGUUCAUGAGCGACUUCAUGGAGCAGCGGCGAUUCUCAGAUGUGGUUUACCACCCAUGGAAGAAGGAGGAGGCAGGGAACCAGACAAGGGAAAUCCUGUACACCAUCUCACUGUCCAACCCUCUUGCCCCCAAGACAGCCACAGUCACUGAGACACAGACGCUGUACAAGGCCAGUCAGGAGAGUGAGUGUUACAUCAUCGACGCUGAGGUCAUCACGCACGAUGUUCCCUACCACGACUACUUCUACACCCUCAACCGCUACAUGCUCACCCGGGUCGCCAAGAACAAGUGUCGCUUACGGGUAUCGACAGAGCUGCGCUUCAGAAAGCAGCCAUGGGGGCUGGUGAAAGGCUUCAUCGAGAAAAAUUUCUGGAGCGGGCUAGAGGAGAACUUUCGCCAACUUGAGGUGGAGCUAUCCAAGCUGGAGGAAAUCCUGACCGAGGCCCACCAGCUCUCACCAAAGGGGAAAGCGGUGAAGAACGCCACGGUGAGGCGGAAGAAGAGGCCGACCCCCCACAUGCGGAGCCAGCAUCUGGAUGAAGCGCUCAGUCCCGUCACCACGCCAACAGACGAGGAAGUGAUUCAGCGCAUCAAGCAAGUGGCGGGCUCCACACAGACCAGACAUCAGAGUCCGGAGCACCGUCGCCUGCCUGGAGGCUUGGCUCUGUACAGCGUCUCCAAACUGCUGCUCAUCAUCAGCUUUGUUCUGGUCCUGCUGGUGUUCCUCAAUAUGAUGCUCUUCUACAAGCUAUGGAUGCUGGAAUACUCUGCACAGUCUUUAACUACCUGGCAAGGUCUGCGGCUGCAUGAAAGUAAACUUCCUCAGACACAAAUGGAGUGGGCCCAGCUCCUGGAGGCGCAGCAGCGUUUCCAUGACGCCGAGCUGCAGAAGUGGCGGGAGAUAAUCAAGUCAUCUGUGGUACUACUCGACCAGAUGAAAGACUCUUUAUUGAACCUCCAGCGUGGUAUCGGAUUGAGGGACUACAGCUCGGAAAGUGAAGACAAGAGGACUCACUACCACUGACCCGCCGCCACAAACAAGGCCAAGAGGGCAUGCUGUGCAAUAUUGGACUGCUUUUUUUUUUUUUUUUUUCAUGAGUCUGUAUGCAGGGAGAUAAAGAGAAAGCAGGUCCAGGAACAGGAAGAGUGGGCCAAGGCAGGACGACGACGCAGACAGGAAUUAAGAAUAUGUCUCCUGCAGCACUGACUCCAUCCUACUGUAAGUCAUGUAUGUCAUCCUGGGGACCAGGCAGGGAGAAUGAGUUCACACUACUGCAUGCAUUCAGACAUCUUACAGCAACUCCUGUCAGUGUUCAUGUGGUUCCAGUUCCAGUCUGUGUGUAUCAAAAACAACUGGAAGAGGAGAGACAGGGUUCAUUUGGAGAGUUCCGAGUCUUUCUACUCUCUCGACUGUUCCACAUCGUCCCCCUAGAGGUCCUCGCUGCAGCGUCUCUUUUCAUGCCUCACCUUCUUGAAAAUCUGGUCUGAAUGGUCUUUGUCAGGGCUGGUUCCCUGUCAGGCAGCCAAAUAUGAAGACGACACAAUCUGCUUUGACAGUGUUUGUUUCUGCACAGUGUUAACGAACCUUUCCCAGUCAAUCUGAUGGUCGAAUGUAGAACUAGAAUGUAUGAUUCAAUUAGAAGACUUUCGAUAAGGGACACUGCAGCCAGACUAGUAGGGAGACGUCUUCUUACGUGUUUUAUUACUAAACUGUGACUAUAUCUCUUUAGAAGUGUUUCAAAUUAGAAAGAAUUCUAUGAAUAUAUUUGAGAUCUAUAAGAGUAUUUCAUUAUUUAAUAUAUAUAUAUUUCAAAAUAUAUGAGCAUUACCUAUAUUUAUUGUUAAUUUAUGUACAUAAGAAAAGAGAGCGCUAGAGCUGUUGAAGAAUUUCUAAAGAAAAAACUGUUUUCUUCUUUUAAAAAAAUGCAUGCCAGAUAUGUCUGUGACAUGUCCAGUGUGUAAGUACGAGUCUGCAUUUGUGCGAUUAUAUUCGCACUUGUGCGUGCGUGUGCGUGUGUAUGCGUGUGUAUAUGUGUCAAGUGUGACAUUUUUACCAUUCCACACGCGUUUUUUUUUUUGUUUGUUUGUUUUGGUUUUUUUUUUUAAUUAGUUUUCCGUUCCUGGUUCCUGUAACCAGACUGCCUUUAAAAUAAAUUAGCCCCAACCAAACUAGAGUUUACAAUCAAAACCAAAUGUUUGGAAAUCCAAUCCACUUGCUGUAAACCAGUGGUGUUUUUCUAUGAAAAAGUAGCUGAUUUGGCACAAAUCAUUUAGGUAGGCCUAACAGCUGUGUACUCAACCACACAGAUGACAUAUUCAGUAUAAAACUACUCAAAUGUAAUAAAGUUUGAAUGGUCACAAUGUCCUUGUCCAGCCACUUAUUGCUAAGUAGAAUUCCUACCUACCACAAAUGAUUGUUCCCUAAAGCCCAAUAAUAAAUCUGGCAUGUGCUGCUCAUGUUCAUUAUGAUGUUUCCUUCAUAACUUGGGGCAGAGAACAUUUCUCCCAAAAAAGGACAUGGAGAGUUAGCAGUGGCCCAGUUAAAGCCCGACACACACAGGACAUUACUCCAAAAACAGCACUUUAAAGACGAUGACUGGACUUUAUUUAUACAGUCAUAUAGAAAGUGAACACACCCAUGUUAAGAUUUUAGAAGAGUUGUGCAGAAUCAUUACAAUGUACUGUAUAUUUGACGGAAUAUUAGAGCCACACUGAAAAGGAAAAAAAAAUUAUGAUGAGGAAAAACUAAACAUUAUGGAAGCAUAAAGUUGUAAUAGUCUUAGAUGAAACUCAAAAUUAUAUCAGAGUAAAGUCAUAAAAUUACAAAAACCUAAAUAUUUUAUGCAAAUAACAUGUAAGUGUAAAAAUAGGAAAAACUCAUUAUUUUACAGGAAAAGUUUUAAUAUUGAGGGAAUAAAGUUGGACUAUUACAAGAAAACAACUCGAGGUUUUGUUACAAUAAAGUUUUAAUGUUGUGAGAUAAGAGAAUGAAGUCAUAAUACCCAUCCAUCCAUCCAUUAUCUGAGCCGCCUAUCCUCACAAGGGUUGCGGCAGCGCUGGAGCCUAUCCCAGCUAUCAUCGGGCAGGAGGCGGGGUACACCCUGAACUGGUUGCCAGCCAAUCGCAGGGCACAUACAAACAAACAACCCUUCUCACUCACAUUCACGCCUACGGGCAAUUUAGAGUUCUCAAUUAACCUACCACGCAUGUUUUUGGGAUGUGGGAGGAAACCGGAGUGCCCGGAGAAAACCCACGCAGGCACAGGGAGAACAUGCAAACUCCACACAGGCGGGGCCGGGGAUUGAACCCCGGUCCUCAGAACUGUGAGGCUGACGCUCUAACCAGUCGUCCACCGUGCCGCCUGAAGUAAAAAUAAGGACAAAGUUGUACAUUUUCUCUGAGAGAGAAGUUAUAAUUUUACUAGAAUCAAAUUGUAACAUUACAAGAAUAAUGUCAAAAGUGUGAGAGAAUCAAAUCAUAAUGAGGACUCAAAAUUAUAUCAGAGAAACGUAAUCAUUUUAUCAAAAAAGUAAAUAUUUCAUGCAAGCACAAUUCACAAGGAUAAAGUCAUAAUAUUCGAGUACAAGAAAAAAAAAGGAAUUUAAAAAAAUGCAGGGAUAAAGCCCUAAUAUUCUGAGCAUAAAAAUGAUAAAAUGACUUGAGGAGCUUGUCCUAUAUUUAUAUUAAGUUUUAUAGGUUUUACAAACAAUUGUGCUGUUUGGUGUGAAAUUUUGUAUUCGCUUGUUAAAAUUAUGGCUAUAAUUAUGGCUUUCUUUGUCCUUGUAAUAGUAAGGCUUUAUUCUUUUUUCUUAGUUUUCUCUUAAUUUUAAUGUUGUUUUUUUUUCUUUUAAGAAUGGCUCUAACACUCCUUUGUAGUGUUAAAUCCCAAAAAGUAUUGAGCUUUUUUUACAAUCUGCUGGGGCGCUGCCACACUCUCCCCAAAUGCAAAAUGGCCGCCAAAGGCAAUGUCACAAGUCACUUAACAUCCCAAGAUGUCACACUCUUCUUUAAAGUGCACCAAUUUGAAUGACUCCAACCAUUUUUUUCAAGUGUUUGUCUGGGAUGCAACGAAAGCAUGAGAAUGAACGUAACCUUAAGAAAGAAUUCUAGAAAUUGUCCUGUUGUAUGUUCAAUGAGAUAUUAUUGUAUGUGUAGUAGAUUGGCCUCGAGAGCAUGACUAGAAGAGAAAACCUUUUAGCUGAUGAACUUCAGCCCUAACCGAAAGCACUUCCAAACAUACAAACUUCCUUGUGUUAAACUCAUUUCACUAAAGAAAAUAAGAGAAGCACUUUAUUCCAGCUUUGACGUCAUCUUCCAAACAUUUAUUUGCAUUUUUGGUCUUGAUGAGAAUUAUUUUGGCCCCCAAAACGUGUAUUUGUGUAUUCUUCUAUGUAUGUGUUCUCUGUGCUUGUGAUGUAUAGGAAGGAAACGGAAUCUUAACUGUGUAUGAUUUAAACGGAUGAACUCCUGCUGUGUGGGGGCUCCCUUGAAGUUUCUUUUUGCUACGUGUUACACCGCUACAUGUUUUAAUAUAAAUAUAUUCGAGAGAGAAUGCGAAACCACAAUGUCAAACUUGAUGGCACUAAAGGGUUACAAAGAGAAUCUAUGCUUCAUUUAUAUGAUGGUACAGAAUGUCAUGAAAAAUGUGAAAUGGAGAACUAUUUUUACCUUUUUAGAUGAUUUUUGUUUCAGAAACACUCAACUGAUCAAGCUGGAUAGCGAGUAUAACUCGGUGUAUUUCAAGGACAGAUUUGAUUUCAUGACUCUAUUCAACUACUCUUUUCUAUUUAUUUUUUACAACAAGUCUCAUUUAGAUUAGUCCAGCCAUACUAUUGAUUAGUAUAGGCUACUGUAUCUGCAUUGUAUUAAAGAUUGUGUUGUCAGUGCAGUGGAA